GCGGUGGAGUGAGGGCGGUGGAGUUGGCAGCGGUGUCGGCUGUGCCGCCGUCGCUGCCUGGCACCCGGGGCGCGCCCUGCCUCUUUCUCUUUGGGUAGGCUCGAGGGUGCGCGCACGGUCAGCGUCCCAGGGCCUGGAAGUCCCGGCCCUCUACCCGACAAGCCUGGAUCUCUGGGUGUGAGUCCGCCGGGACCUAGCUGUAGCCAAGUGCUGGCGCCGGAGAAGCGGCGGCGCCUGAAGACUCACCCGAGGCGCGGCCCGACAGUCUCGCGGCCGCCUGGUCCUCCGCUUCCCAGCGGCGGAUAUUCUUUUAAAGAAUUAUUGAAGACGAAGUUUUUUAUUUUUGUUUUUAAUGGCUUUACAGAAUCUUAAAUAGAAUACAGUUUGACAUGACGACAAAAAAUGUUGGUUUGACUUCCACAAAUACAGAACUAAGAGGAUUUAUAGAUCAGAAUCUCAGUCCAACAAAAGGUAACAUUUCAUUUGUUGCAUUUCCAGUUUCCAGCACCAACUCACCAACAAAGAUUUUACCAAAAACCUUAGGACCAAUAAAUGUGAAUGUUGGACCCCAAAUGAUUAUAAGCACACCACAGAGACUCGCCAGUUCAGGAAGUGUUCUGAUCGGGAGCCCAUACACUCCUGCACCAGCAAUGGUCACUCAGACACACAUAGCAGAAGCAACUAGCUGGGUUCCUGGUGAUAGAAAACGGGCUAGAGAAUUUAUAGAAUCUGAUUUUUCAGAAAGUAAACGAAGCAAAAAAGGAGAUAAAAAUGGAAAAGGCUUGAGACAUUUUUCAAUGAAAGUGUGUGAAAAAGUUCAGCGGAAAGGUACAACAUCAUAUAAUGAAGUAGCUGAUGAACUGGUAUCAGAGUUCACCAAUUCAAAUAAUCAUUUGGCAGCUGAUUCGCAGGCUUAUGAUCAGAAGAACAUUAGGAGAAGAGUUUAUGAUGCUUUAAAUGUGCUAAUGGCAAUGAACAUAAUUUCAAAGGAAAAAAAAGAAAUCAAGUGGAUUGGUCUGCCUACCAAUUCUGCUCAGGAAUGUCAAAACCUGGAGAUAGAGAAGCAGAGACGGAUAGAACGGAUAAAGCAAAAGCGGGCCCAACUGCAAGAACUUCUCCUACAGCAAAUUGCUUUCAAAAACCUGGUACAGAGAAAUCGACAAAACGAACAGCAAAACCAGGGCCCCCCAGCGCUCAACUCCACCAUUCAGCUGCCGUUUAUAAUCAUCAAUACAAGCAGAAAGACGGUGAUAGAUUGCAGCAUCUCCAGUGACAAGUUUGAAUAUCUUUUUAAUUUUGACAACACCUUUGAGAUCCAUGAUGACAUAGAAGUACUGAAACGGAUGGGAAUGUCCUUUGGCCUGGAGUCAGGCAAAUGCUCUCUGGAGGACCUGAAACUGGCUAAAUCACUGGUGCCAAAGGCUUUAGAAAGUUACAUCACAGAUAUCUCCACAGGACCUUCUUGGUUAAAUCAAGGACUACUUUUGAACUCUGCCCAAUCAGCAUCAAAUUUAGACUUGACCACCGGUGCAACCUUACCCCAAUCAAGUGUAAACCAAGGGUUAUGCUUGGAUGCUGAAGUGGCCUUAGCAACCGGGCAGUUCCUUGCCCCAAACAGUCACCAGUCCAGCAGUGCGGCCUCUCACUGCUCUGAGUCCCGAGGCGAGACCCCCUGCUCGUUCAACGAUGAAGACGAGGAAGAUGAUGAGGAGGAUUCCUCCUCUCCAGAAUAAAGACAAGAGAAAAGUCACAUUUUAAUAUUUGAUGCUCAUGUGUGUUUUUAGUGUGAGGUCGUUUUUGAAAUGAUUGCUUCAGUCUUUGCCUUUGUUUGCACUGUGUGUUCAGUGGAAACCAGAGAAACACAAUAAGCAAAUUACAUGAAGGGCGAGGUGAUUGUUAACAUAGCAUGAAUGAAAACAGUGACCAGCAGAGCAGUAGAUCACAUCAAAAACAAAGUGUGUUUUCUGAGGAGGUAGAAGGGGCAUAACCCCCAAAGAAGUGGCAGCAUGAAUGAGGCUUAUUUAUCUUCCACGAGGUGGGAACUUUGUAUUCCUUACAGCCAUGUAACCUCGUUAGAACCGAGAUUGCUACAAGAAACAGUCCUCAGCAAUGGUCGUGUUUCUUCUGUCCCUCACCUGGGCUGCCUUUUACCAGGCAGAAAUAAACAAAAGCCCUCAUUUGGAGGCUGUGCGGUGAGGGGAAUAGAUUGCAAUCCUGAGGCUUGGGAGUGCAGAUUAACUGCUGAACUAUUUGGAAGUCUAGUUGAGGUACUUUAUGCAUCUGCUACCUUAGACAGCUUCAGAAAGGAGCAAGCGCUAACUCUUAAGUACUUAAGUGACAUUUAGAAUAAUUUAUAGUAAAACUGAUAUGAUCAUUUUUAGCCAAUGCAUUGGUGCAUAGAAUUUACUAGGGCUACUUAUGGAAGCCAAAAUAGAAAGCAUUUCCAUGUGCAUUAAAAUGUGCCAGCACUGCCUUUUGCCAGCAUUCUAAAUCUGGAGUUUUUACAGAGAAGCGAACUGUAUCUGUAGUUUUAAUCAAAGCUAUGCAUUUCAUACAGCUUUUUCAUUUACAGUGAAACAAAAAAGCAAAUUCCUAUGACCAAACCGCUUGCCUACAGCUCUCUGCAGUAAUUUUGUGAUUUUACCCAGUGUGCAAUUUGUGAAAAUGAACCAAAUGUCAUUACUUUUGUCUUGAAAGAAAAGUAUUUCAAGAAUAUGAACAGUAAUGUUUUCUUGUACAUGUUACCUUUUUUCCACAUUUUAAUUAAUCAAAAUGACCUUUUAGAUUUAUUCCUAGGUGAGCUGCAUUUGAAACUAACCCAAUUUUUGGUAUUUCUGUGGAAAACACUGAACACUCCAGUUGAUUGGACACAUAGUAGUUGGUAUGUAGUGUGCAAUUUUGUAGCCAAAGAUAUUGUUGGAAAUUACUUCACUGGGGUGUUCAUGAUCACUGCUUCUCUGCAUGAAGGACAGUGGGGCAUCUGCCACCAGGCCCAAUCCCCAACUUAAUUAUACAUUAAGGCCUUAAAAGGGAACAAAGACUCAGAGAAGAAUUAACUUUAAAACUUUGACUUGACCCAUAGGAUUUGUCCUGAGAUCAUGCAUUUAGCAUCUGUGGGCCCAGCCCCAAGUGUGGCCCACAGGUUCUUAGCUCACUGGCCCAGGAAGCCUUUCUAAAGCUCUCCCGCUGUGCUCCAGUGAGCUGCGGGUGAAGGCUUCAGCUGGCUUACAUUUUUAUUAGGACCUUAAGCAAACACUGACAAAGAAGAUCACACAACUUUAGCUUAGGCUCCUUUGAGACAGAGCUCUCUUUCUGGCAGAACUAAGCUGUAGCGUGUAGCAGGGAGAUAAUGGCAGGUUGUACAGAAUUCCAUCUGAGUUGAGUUCCGGAGCAUACCUCUCUCUCAGAUGGAAGCCGUCCAGAAUGCUGCAGAGGCAGCAGCAGGUGCCACCAGCCUGUAACAGCUAUUUCUGCCUGGGGUGACAUGGGCUGUCCUUCUACGUGGUCCUCUAAGGAUCUGCUGCCUUGUAUACCAGCCUCAUGCUCUCUCAUCUCUCUACCUGAAGGGAGGGAGCCUAGCAAGGAGCCAGAGAGGCCAAGGGCCACAGCUGCCUUUCUGGUCUUCAAAAUAUUAAACUACAUCUCCCAAGAUAGAUUUCAGAAUUUAAGACUGAUACAUACAUUAUGCCUGCUCCUUUUCUAAAUAUCAGAAUUUUUUUUUUUUUUGGUACCAGGAAUCAAACUCAGGACCUUGCGCUUUCGAGGCAGGCACGGUGCCACUGAACUAAAUCCCCAGCCCCUAAAUAUCAGAAUUCUUGCUCGAGUUUUUGGGAAGCUGUUUCCUUGUAUCUUCCCUCUGUUGCUAUAGUGCUUUAAAUUGAUAAAAUAUGGGCUUUUUAAAAAAAAUACAACCCAAAACUGGUCCAUCUUGGUUCCCAACCACUGCCCUCCCAACCAUUGGUGUGUGGCGUUGGCAAGAAUGUCCCUGUUUCUCAAUGAUGCCUUUGGGUCACUGCUGAGAACAUCUCACUCAGUGACACUAUGGUCACUGCCUCCUGUUGCUAGUUUCAAACCUUACCUGGAAGCACCUAGGUUGAGAUGUUGGGAAAGGUAAAUUCUGUUCUUUUGUAUCUCCGAUAAACAAACCCA
Heterocephalus glaber (naked mole-rat) is the source of this 4149-nucleotide messenger RNA. It is a transcript of the gene Tfdp2, whose product is annotated as transcription factor Dp-2. Gene Ontology annotation, molecular function: RNA polymerase II transcription regulatory region sequence-specific DNA binding; DNA-binding transcription factor activity, RNA polymerase II-specific. NCBI's taxonomy places the organism in Eukaryota, Metazoa, Chordata, Mammalia, Rodentia, Bathyergidae. The record is from RefSeq and is a predicted model, not a curated record. Gene Ontology annotation, cellular component: nucleus; transcription regulator complex. Gene Ontology annotation, biological process: regulation of transcription by RNA polymerase II; regulation of cell cycle.